AAGCAUCAGUCCACAGAAAGCGCGGGAACUUUCUUGGAGCAAAAUCAUCUUUUGUUCCGGAUUGUCCUGGAUCUGUGCCAACGCUAGUUCCCCCAUCGCUGCACGAUAAUUUCGUUGAACCUCUAAUUUCGACAUUCAUUCUUGCUUUGGGCAUGGAGUCGACACGACAGCAGCUGGACGAUUCCGGGGCUCCGGAAGGGAACAUCCGCGAUGUCCAAGCGGCACCGAAGGUGACCGUUAAAAUGGCAGGUGGACAGGAGGAAGGUGAAUCCGAACAGGUUGACGAUCUUCCGUUUGGCGAUGAUUGGACGGAACCUUUCGGAGGACCGACAGUCAUGUUCGAGAGCCUCAACAGGCUGGAAUUCAUUGCGGUCGAGUCUCCGUUGCCGCUGAAGGUCUGCCAGCUGCAGUGUUCGGCCCGGAUCUUCUACGCCGGCAUGGAGGUUCUGCUGCACAACUGCGGCAGCCUCAUGCUGCUGGACGACAGCUUCGUAGCCAGAGUUCGGUUGGUUGACAUGGGUUCACUGCAGCAAGCUACCACCUUUUCCGAGGCUGCAAAUGCGCUGUACAGACAACUCAGCAUUACCGAGAUCCUCGUGGACAAUAUGAAAGCGCAGCGGGAUCAGUAUCGUUCCGAGCUGUUGACCACGUUCAACCGCAUCCGGCAGCGAACGAUCUCGGACAACGUUUGCGCCGCCGAUGCUCGGCAGAUCUUCUCCGUCGUUCAAAGCUCGUCGAAUCUGGACUACGUUGAGUUGUGCGAGCAGCUUUGCAGCAAUGCUUCGAUAUCGCGGGGAUUGCGCGACCAAUUAGAAACGCUGCUCCAGAUCGAGAAAGAGGUCGGGCAGAGAAACGCGUUCCUUGCGAAGUUUCACGCCAAGUUCACGAAUUCUACGCAUGAACUAGGCACUGCCCUGCAGGAGUUCCACGAAGCGCUGGUCGCCAGUCGAGUCAAGUCGCUACUGGACAUGGCCCCCCACUUUCUUGGGAGCCAUCUGAAGGAUAUCCCCGAGCGGACCGUGUUCCAGAUCCACGACAAUGACGUCAAGCUGUUUCACGACCUGGACAAGGUUCUGAACAAGAAGAUCUUCGCGAAACUGCUUGGCGACCUCGCUAAACGUUGGACAGCGCAGAUGAAGUCGUUAAAGCAAGGCAAACAGCUCGUGACCGCGAUAAACCCGAUCUACUUGUCGCUGUGCCGCAGUUUGGAGGAGCUGAUCGUGGAAAUCGUCGACAAAACCGACCACAAGCCGGAAGAGUUGCUGCUGAGUGAUGACGGUGGAUGGUUUCCGAUCAAAUCCGCGAUCAUCUGGAAGACUGUGACCGGUUAUACCAAGUGUCUCCAGCACGAGUACAAAUUCAUCUUUCGUCUGCUGAAGCACUACCAUCCGGUAACCGGCAGCAAGAAACCCUUCGAAUACCAGACUCGGCGAUUGCAACAGCAGAACCCACUCGGAAUCGCCGAAGAGUUGUACGUGUGGUUCUGCCUACUCGAUGACGUCCUCCACCACGCCCUGCCGCAAGCCAGCUUGGCCACUUUCGAGCGAAUCCUGCAGGACUUUGUCCAGCUGGUGCGCGACGCAAGUCUCGGGCAGCUGGAGACCAUUCGUGUCAUUAUGCGUAAUACGGCUCGCUUUAUCAUGCAGACGUUCCCGUCAUGGACGCUGUGCAAUCCGACGAGGACAAGGAGCUACUACAGGCUCAAUGGAGUGAGAUUAAUCAGACGGAAUCGGCCUGCAUUUUCCGCGAUCGGGUUGACGUUUUCAGCGGCUACUGGCAGAAUCGAUGGGAGAUGAUUCAGAGAAUUCCAUCGAAGAAUGGCCUUCCGGACGCGGCCACGCGCCGCCGCUGCCGUAAACGUGCGGAUUUCAUCCGGAAGCGGCAGCUUGCGCUGAAACCGAAACCGCCGGCGGAGUUACCUUCGCAGCCGAGCGUGAUCCCAAAACCGCCGAAGGGGCUACCUCCACAGCCGAACGCGAUCCCGAAACCGCCGGCGAGAAACCCUCGACAGCCGAGCGCGAUUCCGAAACCGCCAGCCGGGUUUCCUCCGCAACCGAACGCGAUGCCGAAACCGCCGGCGGGGUUACCACCGCAGCCGAUCCCGAAACCGCCGGCGAAGUACCCUCCGCAACCGAACGCGAUCCCGGACGUGAAACAAAAAGGGAGUACUCAACACGCAAGACGCGAAGCAGAAGCCACGAAGGAAAAAGCCGAGCUCUACAACGCGGCUGAGCUGUUCGACAUAUUUACCGAGUACUGGACCAGGUGGAGGAACUGUAAGACCCGCUCGGAACAAGCAUUCGUCGUUUCUUAUAUGAACUUCAAGUAUGGAAGAUAAUGGUCACCAAUUGUACUCUGUAUUUUGCGAACAUCGGUCCUAACCUGUUGACCUAAUAAGAAAUACAAAGGAGAAGAUUCCUACUGUCCAAAA
Culex quinquefasciatus (southern house mosquito) is the source of this 2431-nucleotide messenger RNA. RefSeq lists its product as uncharacterized. The transcript is spliced from 3 exons. The coding region runs from base 153 to 1796 and encodes 547 amino acids. The record is from RefSeq and is a predicted model, not a curated record. Lineage: Eukaryota; Metazoa; Arthropoda; Insecta; Diptera; Culicidae.